Messenger RNA from Durusdinium trenchii, 2546 nucleotides. The record is from the annotation of a GenBank genome assembly. Lineage: Eukaryota; Dinophyceae; Suessiales; Symbiodiniaceae.
GAAGCACCUUGAGCGAGCAGACAGCUUGGACACCGGGAAUUGCAUUUGUUGUUGCAUACAAGCGCAUCUACGCUAAGCACUGGGGACUCUUGUUCAUUGCGUCGCCAUCACGCUGAGCCUUCUUGAUUUUGAGGUACCUGUGCCUUCAAGUGAAACAAAAGAGGUGCCGGCUCGUCCCAAACGCGCGGCCUCGCGGCGAAACUCUCGGCGGAAGAGCUCCAAAGUGCCAAAAGAGGUACGGGUGGGAGCUCGUCUUGAGCCAUCGCGGGAACCUGAAGCGGCCCAUAUCCUGGUGGCCGUGCUCACCUCGCAGUGGAGGGAUCAGGCUGUCUUCUCGCUGGUCCAUCGCAUCAUUCUCAUCUCCUGUGAACAGCAGCAGAUGUGCCGCUGCUUGUUUGAAGCUGGUCUCACCUCUGCCCUCCGGAGCUUCCUCCGGAAGAUCCGGCGAGGUGAAGUAGCCCAGUUCUGGUUUGAGGAUAAGAAAGAGAGAGCUGGCUUGAAAGCACGCAAGUCGUUGAAGAAGGCCAAGGAGGUGGUGAUGGCUCGCAUGCGAGUGGAUGAGGCGAUUCGUGGGGCCCAAGAGAAUUCCUGGCAUAUGCUUCGGAUCCUGGCUGUGAAUGCUGGCGGAGGCCCUGAGCAGGCCGAGAAGGCACAUGAGGAUUACAAGCCAGACACUUGGAAGUCAAUCGCCCAGGCUCUGGACGAGAUGCGGCAGGUGGACCAUGGGCCCCAGUGGCCCUUGGCAGUGAAGUUUCUCGAGGCAUUGUUGCUCUACGACUUUCCGGCCCAUGGAGAGUUCUUCCAAGCACAGGAUGGUCUUACCCUCGCCUUGGCAGAGCUCCCGAAUGGCCAGGUGGCCGAUGUGUAUCCGCUCUUUGUGGCGGUACUGAGACUUCACUUGAGGAGCAUUCCAUGUUCUCCUCAGUAUUGUCCGGUGGCAGAGGAGCGCCAGGUCCAGCUGCGCAGGGGCGACACCUUUCCUCGGCCUCUGGCAUUGGAGGCCAAACCGCUGACUUCUACCAGGACAAAGCGUCAGGGGACACUUCCCGAUCUUCCGCUCGAAGGAGAGUUCCUGACCUGCGGUCAACGGCUGACCAACGAAGCGAAGGCCUUCUUGGCCGAGCAAGGUGCAGUUCCAGUCUUGCUUGAGUCUUUGCUGGAUGCGGAAAGUGCCGAGUUGGAGGAUGGAUUGCUUCGGCUCCUCUCGGAAUUGCUGCAGGACGUCGCCUUGGGGGCCGAGAAGGCAUCAGAGGAGUUCAUGAACUUUGGCCUGGCCGACCAGGGCGGCUCUGAAGUCGUAUUGCAGUUGAUGAAAGGCAACUUGAAGAACAGAACGCGUGUGGAAGCAGCGCUCUUUGCACUGGCCGGAGCGAUCACGCAUAGUCCAGACUGCGCGACGAAGAUGGCCUCAGAGAUGGGUGCCAAGGUCUUGAUCCAAUCGGUCUGGAGGUAUUGGGAGGAAGUGGACUUCCGCCGGCGCAGUUUGAUGUUGCUGAGGCAGAUCCGGGAUGCCAACCACGAGCUCACAGGCUUCAUGCUGAUGCACUGGAAGGCGCAUUUGGCGGCCUUGGAGCUGGGGCAGGUGAAGGACCCUGACGAAGAAAGCAAAGUGGAGGAGGCGGAGGUGGCAGAGGAGGAGUCUCCUGCUCAACCGAUGGAUGAUCCAGGUCCUGAAGAAGAGCCACAGGCAGAUGCGCCCGCAGAGGAGGAGGCUGCACCGGAGGAGAGUCCAAAGAUGACUCACUUGGAUGAAGGAACCUUGGACAUGGAGGUGGAGGUCUUGAAGGACAUGGACGAUCCCAGGCCUGGCUCCAGCCUGAGCGAUCUCAAGAGCACUCCAGAAGUGCCAGACGCGCCGAAGCAGGCGGAGUUGACCAAAGGUGUCGAGGCUACCGUAGAGCCUUUUUCUGGAGCGAAUCUGCCACGAGAAAUGCGACACUUCCUCGCACUGUUGAGAGUCCACCGCUUUGAACAGAAGAGCUCGAUCUUGGAUAUCCCUGACUUGGUGCAAGCCAUCGUGGAAUUCAAUGAUGACGCGGAGUUGUCUCGCUUUGGCAUAAAAGCUCUAAUGUCUGGCACUGCUAUGGAACAAGAGAUGCGGUUGCCCACAAUCGGUAGGUGCCCCAACUUCGUCAAGUCUGUACGGAGGAUGGUGCAGAAAGAGGGCGCGGUGGGGGUGCUUCAGCUUCAGCUCCGCUUGAUCCUGGGAAUCUUGGACAAUGAUCCAACAGAUUACCAGGAUUGGGUUGAGGUGGACGUGCUGGCCGUCGCCAAAGUCUUGCAGGCGACCAACAUUUGGACUUCCAACGCCUGGGAGGUGAUACUAUCAGCCAUUACAGAAGCCAUGCGGACGCCACAUGGAAAGAUUCAGUUGCAAAACUUCAACGUUGCCUUGUCCCUGUACAAGGAAUGGGAAAAGCUCAAAGAUAACCCUGAUGAUGCCUUGGCCAAGAUGCUGGUGUCAAGUUUCUUUGACCAGACCGAAAGGACCCUGGAGAUGAUAGGCUGAGCAGAGUUGCAGCCUCCAAAGCCUGAUUGCAAACCUC